Knipowitschia caucasica is the source of this 378-nucleotide messenger RNA. NCBI's taxonomy places the organism in Eukaryota, Metazoa, Chordata, Actinopteri, Gobiiformes, Gobiidae. The record is from the annotation of a GenBank genome assembly.
AUGCCUAGAGGAGAGACCAGCAAGCAACAAACACUACAUCCGCGUGAGAGUGUGUUUGUGCAUCUGGUCCGCAGUCAGUCACCCAGUCAGGGAGAUGAGCUGAGAACAGCAGCUCUGAGCCCCAGCCCGGAGAAUGAAAAGUCCUCCACAGAUGCUGUAGCAGAGUCCAAAUGCAGGCGGCGCUGUGUAGGCAGACAUACUGUAGCGAGCCAUUUCCUCCCAGUGUGGGACGGGAGGGGGCCUCUGAUCAUUCCCCUGACACACCGUCCAUCUGUGUGCAUGAGCUGGCAGCAGCAUGGCUUCUUCAACAACGUGCUGCUAAGACUCAGUUCCUCACUCCAGCACAAACCUUUCCCUCAGUCUCUCCAACUGCUCUGA